Molecule: messenger RNA, 1268 nt
Organism: Medicago truncatula (barrel medic)
Lineage: Eukaryota; Viridiplantae; Streptophyta; Magnoliopsida; Fabales; Fabaceae
Product: microtubule-associated protein RP/EB family member 1C
Exons: 6
Coding region: 121-1122 (333 amino acids)
Molecular function (GO): microtubule binding
Source: RefSeq, a predicted model, not a curated record
AAAUUGAAAAUAUCCCGCUCCAACCUCUAUAUAUACUAUUCAAACUCGUUUUCAUUUCAGAGAUAGCCGUUAGAGAAGAAAGAAGAAAAAAAAAUCAAAGAAAAAGCGAAGCAGAGAAAAAUGGCGACGAACAUUGGAAUAAUGGACGCUGCAUAUUUCGUCGGUAGAUCUGAAAUACUCUCUUGGAUAAAUUCAACUCUUCAACUCAAUCUCUCCAAAGUCGAAGAGGCUUGUUCUGGUGCGGUUCACUGUCAGCUUCUUGAUGCCGCUCAUCCUGGAACUGUUCCGAUGCAUAAGGUGAAUUUCGAUGCGAAGAAUGAGUAUGAGAUGAUUCAGAAUUAUAAGGUUCUUCAAGAUGUUUUCAACAAACUCAAAAUCACUAAGCAUAUUGAGGUUAGCAAGCUGGUGAAAGGAAGACCGUUGGAUAAUCUGGAGUUCAUGCAAUGGAUGAAACGAUACUGUGAUUCUGUUAAUUCUGGACAGCACAGUUAUAAUCCUUUGGAGAGGAGAGAGAUGUGCAGGGGCGGAGGAAGAGAAGUGAGUAAAAAAUCUGCACACUCUCAACCCUCAAACAAGGGUGGUUCUACUUCACACAGGCCUCCUCAAUCUUCCCACACUGCUCGAAGGAAUGAUGUGUCUACUGCAAACCAUGCAAAUCCGGUGGCUGCAAAAGCCGCUAAGCCUGCUGCCGCGGCCGCCGCUGCUUCUGCAGCCCCUGCAUAUGAUCAACAGAUAACGGAAUUGAAGUUAUCCAUUGACAGUCUUGAGAAGGAACGAGAUUUCUACUUUGCAAAACUGAGGGAUAUUGAGAUACUUUGCCAGACUCCUGAAGUAGAACAUUCAGCGGUUUUUGCAGCAAUACAGAAGAUACUGUAUGCUACUGAUGACAAUGGAUCUGAGUUGGAAGAAGCUCAAGCUAUGCUUACUUCUGGUCUUCAGGAAGCAGAGCCAUUGAGCCCCAUUGCUGAGGUUUCUGAGGAGAAGAGCAGUUCUGAAAAUCUCAAGAGAAAGAACUUUGCCAACCCUGAGGUUGAUGCUGCUGGCAUCGAUAAUUUGUCUCCUAGACGAAGGCUUUCUGAUGUUUCGAAUGUUCACCAUAACGGGUCACCUCUCAUGAUCUGAAAGAAAAAUUACAGGAAGAAAACUAUUUUGGUUGUAAUAAUUUCUGAUUCAUGUGUUAAGUGACAAUGUUUUUUGUAAUGAUUAGGGGCUCUAGAGAGACUCUCUCUGUUAUGAAUAUGGUUAUAUGGUAUAUGUUAAUUCAGAAG